Bacillus rossius redtenbacheri is the source of this 1590-nucleotide messenger RNA. RefSeq names its product sialin-like. The record is from RefSeq and is a predicted model, not a curated record. Gene Ontology annotation, biological process: transmembrane transport; monoatomic anion transport. Lineage: Eukaryota; Metazoa; Arthropoda; Insecta; Phasmatodea; Bacillidae. Bases 188 to 1576 code for a protein of 462 amino acids. Gene Ontology annotation, cellular component: membrane. Gene Ontology annotation, molecular function: transmembrane transporter activity. The transcript is spliced from 10 exons.
AUAUCACAUAGAAACAUCAUGCAAGUUACCGACGAUGUCAGAGUUAUCUCAGGCUGUGCAACAGAGACUGCGUGGCAUCGGAGAUUCUGAUGAGAAAACUGUAACUCUUCAGUUGCAAACGGCUCUGUGACGAACCAGAAGAACAAAGAAGAGACUAUUUUUCUCGACACAUUGGACAGGCCACGAGAUGUGUUCUAAUGAGGGAGGAAUACCGGUACGUGUGGUGCUGGGAGUGCUGGUUUUCUUCAUGUUCGUGCUGACGCAGAUGAUGCGGACAAACUUGUACUUGGUUAUCAUUGAAAUAACAAAUGUUAAAAAUACGACUGCAGCACAGAAUGGCUCGACAAGUGCGGAGGUGGCCUGGACGAGGCCGCAGACCGGCAUGCUGAUGGGCUCCGUGUUCUGGUGCGCCUGGCUGACGGAGCUGCCCGGCGGGGUGCUGGCGACCCGGCUGGGCGGCUCGCGGCUGCUGCUGGCCAGUGUGCUGGCGGCGGUGCUGCUGAACCUGGCCACGCCGCUGGCGGUGCGCCUGCACUUCUGGGCCGCGCUGGCGGUGCGCCUGCUGCAGGGCCUCGUGCUGGGUGUGUCGUGGCCAUGUGUCAACGCCUUGGCAGCUCGGUGGAUUCCUGUGUUGGAACGCAGCAAGUUCAUGGCAUCCUUUAACGGCACGGCGGUGGGCGGCGCCCUCAACUACGCGCUGAGCGGCGUGCUGAUCGCGCGCCUGGGCUGGCAGAGCGUGUUCUACCUGAGCGGACUGCUGGGCGCGCUGUGGUGCUGCGCCUGGGCGCGCCUCGCGCACGACUCCCCGGACCAGCACCCGCGCAUCUCCCGCGCUGAGCGGAGCUACCUGCAGGCCUCCGUGUCGCCCGACCAGAAGAAACCCAGGAAGAUCCCGUGGAGCGGCAUCCUGGGGUCGGGUCCCUUCUGGGCCGUGCUGGUGACGUCACAGGCCGCGGUGUGGGUGUCGGUGACCCUCUCGAUGCAGGUGCCGGCGUACCUGAGCAGCGUGCACCACCUGGGCGUGGCCGCGAAUGGAUUUAUCGCAUCCCUUACAGAAAUCUCCAAGUUUGUCACUGGUGUGAUAAUCUCAGCUGCAAUAGACUCAUCUAUGGAGAAGAAAAAGCUGUCUAUCACUGCAGCACGAAAACUUGCAGUUACUAUAUCUAUCCUGCUGCCAGGACUCGCUCUGGUGGUGCUGGGCUGCUGCGCGCACCACCCGGUGCUCGCUGUGGCAAUACUGGUGCUCGCGAGCUCUGCUUCUGGAGCGAGCACCUCCGGCAACCUGGCCAACACUGUCGACAUCUCGCCCAACUAUGCAGGAAUCAUGAUUGGGCUUGUCAAAACUGUGGUGGUCAUUCCCGGGUCGCUGGCUCCCCUCGUCGCAAGUAUCUUAGUGACAGAUGAUGAUGUCGUGGCCGGCUGGAAUCAGCUAUUCUGUGUGACCGCAGCCCUGAGCACAGCGGGCUGCCUGGUGUUUGUGUUCCUGGGCUCCGGGGAGGUGCAGCCUUGGAACGACUACCAACCUAAACUUGAAACAGCCACCGAGACCGAAGAUCUCGUGCAAACCAAAGAAUAAAACUUUGAAUUUCC